CAAGUCAGUACAGGUAUUGUUGUUUUAAGUGGUCGAUAGUGACAUUAUUAGUGCCAGUGAAGUGAUGUUACAUAUUUUUAUGUGAAAAUGCCGAAAAUGGAGCGACGACUGUGGUUAGACUGUAUAGUGUUUAUACAACUUAUGCACCUGUGUUUCGCAUGUCAAAUGGAAGGAGUUUCAAACUGGCGUCUCCGAGUAGAAGAGAGCAUAUUAGACACUCACAAUGGAGUUGUGUUAAAUCGGAGUACAUCUGAUAUUAUAAGUAUUAACACUAUAGUUCACAGCGAAGGAUUAAACCGUGGUCCAUAUAUCGAUGUAAAGUAUGAAAAUUCGCGAUUUAUCGUGGCAACUACUGCCAACUUCGCUGAAUAUGAGGAGCAUGAAACGUCUAAAACUAUGAGAGUAACAGUUUCGUUCAACUGCGCGCAAGGAUCAACUAAUCAACCACCGCUGAUUAUUCAAAUAGAUAUUGUUGAUACGAAUCAAAACGCGCCUCGAUUUCUUCCGACAGACAAUUAUGAAUUUACUGUGAUUCCCCCUCUACCUCCGGGAUUUUUGGUGACAGGAUGUGACAACCAAAUUAUAGCCAGAGAUAUCGACUUGACAACUCAAAGAGUCGAUUUCACGAUAGAAGAAAAUGAUUAUUUCGAAAUUUUUUACGAUUCGUCUCCCGCGACAAAGGAAUUUUCAGCAACAUUGCGAGCCAAGAUGUUUAUAAGAUCAAUACCAGACGACCUUAGUUUAAAAAUAAUGGCAACAGAUAUUGAUGAAACAAACGAUCCGCCCCUAACAACAGAAGGCACCGUUCGGAUAAUAUCAGAUACACAAUUUCAAUUGCCAGAGGAUUUGCAAUUUUCGAAAACAUUCUAUUUAAUGAAUUACACUAAUGAAAACUUGGUAACUGAUGAAUAUAUAUUCUUGACUCGAGGUUACGAUAAUCAAGUAAAAUUUAGCUUCGAAGGAGAACACUCAGAAUACUUCGGAAUGACUACAAAUGAGAAUAGAAUUACGUUCCAGAUGAAAACAGAAAUACCUACUGAAAUUUUACGAGAACAACAGAUAUACCUUAUAGUUCGAGCUGAGAGAGAACACACAAGUGGAGCUGCAGCUACCAUUAUAAUACAACUACCAACUGCUAGAGAGUUGAGUUUUGAAUUGCUGUCUUAUAAAGGUAUAAUAGAUGGUAUUUAUUUUGUGCAUCAGGAUAUAUUUUUAAAUCAAGGCUAUAAUGAAGAUGUUAUUUUUGGGAUUCGAGGAGAUCAUGCCAACUUAUUUAAUCAUACAAACAAUGAAAACCAAUUAAUUAUAUCUUUGAGGACACAAUUACCUCAAGAAAUUGUAAACUCAAACAAUAUUCUAACUUUGGAAAUUACUGCAAGUGGUGACUAUGCGAAUACAGCGGUAACUACCCUCAUUUUUGAAAUAAUUAAAGAUGAUUUGACUACACCAGUUUUCGCAAAAAAAAUAUAUGAGGGCAAAUACGUAAAUUCUACACUUGUUACUAUUGAAGAAAUAAGUUUAAGUCAAGGGUAUGAUGGGACAGUGGACUUUAAAAUUUUUGGAGAGCACGCCGAAUAUUUCAGAAUAGAAAAUGACGAUGACAAUGUUAUAGUAUCGCUAAGAUACGCUAUUCCUGAGGACCUGAUAUUUUCAGCUAAGAUUUUUACUUUAUACAUUGUAGCUACAAAACCGAACACUGUUGGCGGCAUGGCCGCUCUUGUCAUAAGGUUUCCGAAUGAGCUAACCGAACUUGCUGUUAUGGAAUUUUCUAAGCACACAUACGUUGGAACUUUGGAAAACAAAGCGGUAUCUAUAGAAAAUGUUAUACUAGAAAGUGGUUUUACGAACCAAGUCCGUUUUAUCUUAAGUGGAGAAUAUUACAAUUACUUCACAUACUCUACGAGCGAAAAUGUUAUAUCUAUUUUGGCAAGUGAAGAAUUACAUCAAAAUUUAGGAAACGAAGACAAUAUAAUAUUAAACGUACGAGCUGAAAGAGUUAAUGCGAUUCCUGUUACAACGUCCGUUGUAAUAAGUAUAGUUAAGAAGGAAAUAAUACAACCUGUUUUCGAAAACCCUUAUUAUAAAGGAAUUUACACAGAAAAUGUUGGAUUGCAAUUUAACAAUGUUAUUAAAUUAAGAUCUGGGUUUGAUGUUACUGUUACGUUUGAUUUACAAGGCGAACAUUCGCAAUGGUUUUAUAUUACUGAAACUGAAGAUUCAGUUAUAUUACACGCAAAUAUAACAAAUUCUGUACCGAAUGACUUUAUAAUGAACAAUAAACUUAUUGUCUUAACAAUUAUUGCAAACAAACCAGAAGCGAUUGCAGGAAGAACUGUUAUUGUAGUUGAACUUAAUGCAGAAAAUAAAGACAGCUCGCUAUCGUUUGAAAGGGUAUAUUAUGUAGGUUCUUUAGAUAAAAACAAAAUCACUUUGGAUACAAUCAACUUAAGGGGCAAUCUUGAUGAACCAUACACCGUUACCUUACAUGGUGAUUUGGCCAACUAUUUUAGUACAUCUUCACAAGGCGAUGGACUAGGAAUAAUCCUUAAGCAAGAUUUGCCAGAAGAAGGGCUUUCCGAUGAUAAUUUAAUUACUUUAGAAAUAAGAGCAACACGAAAUACUAAUAUUGCCCAAGCAACAGUUGUUUUAAAGAUUAUAAAAGAAAUUGAUGAUACACCAACCAUCAAAUCAAUCCGUUUUAACCGUGCCUACUAUACCGGCCAAUAUUCUGCUGAUGGUUUGAGUUUUACUGACAUCAUUUCGCUUUCGGGGGGAUUUGAUGAUACUGUAGAGUUUAACUUAGACGGAGAAUCAUCACAAUGGUUCUAUAUAACUCAAGAUGGAAAUUCAGUAAGAUUAUACGAAAACUCAACAAAUACAUUACCCAACCACGUAGUAGCAAGCAACAAUCAAAUUGCGUUUACUGUUUUGGCAAAUAAGCCUGGUACUGUUUCUGCAGAAUCAGCCGUAUUAAUAGAAUUCAUAAAAGAAGUUGAUGACGCACCAACCAUCAAACCAAUCCGUUUUAACCGUGCCUACUAUACCGGCCAAUAUUCUGCUGAUGGUUUGAGUUUUACCGACAUCAUUUCGCUUUCGGGGGGAUUUGAUGAUACUGUAGAGUUUAACUUAGACGGAGAAUCAUCGCAAUGGUUCUAUAUAACUCAAGAUGGAAAUUCAGUAAGAUUAUACGAAAACUCAACAAAUACAUUACCCAACCACGUAGUAGCAAGCAACAAUCAAAUUGCGUUUACUGUUUUGGCAAAUAAGCCUGGUACUGUUUCUGCAGAAUCAGCCGUAUUAAUAGAAUUCAUAAAAGAAGUUGAUGACGCACCAACCAUCAAACCAAUCCGUUUUAACCGUGCCUACUAUACCGGCCAAUAUUCUGCUGAUGGUUUGAGUUUUACCGACAUCAUUUCGCUUUCGGGGGGAUUUGAUGAUACUGUAGAGUUUAACUUAGACGGAGAAUCAUCACAAUGGUUCCAUAUAACUCAAGAUGGAAAUUCAGUAAGAUUAUACGAAAACUCAACAAAUACAUUACCCAACCACGUAGUAGCAAGCAACAAUCAAAUUGCGUUUACUGUUUUGGCAAAUAAGCCUGGUACUGUUUCUGCAGAAUCAGCCGUAUUAAUAGAAUUCAUAAAAGAAGUUGAUGACGCACCAACCAUCAAACCAAUCCGUUUUAACCGUGCCUACUAUACCGGCCAAUAUUCUGCUGAUGGUUUGAGUUUUACCGACAUCAUUUCGCUUUCGGGAGGAUUUGAUGAUACUGUAGAGUUUAACUUAGACGGAGAAUCAUCGCAAUGGUUCUAUAUAACUCAAGAUGGAAAUUCAGUAAGAUUAUACGAAAACUCAACAAAUACAUUACCCAACGACGUAGUAGCAAGCAACAAUCAAAUUGCGUUUACUGUUUUGGCAGAUAAGCCUGGUGCUGUUUCUGCAGAAGCUGCUAUAUUUAUAGAAAUUCUACAGGAAUGCUCCGAGAAUUUACGCUUUGACCGAGCAUACUAUGUCGGAUCUUUAAAUAAAACUGAUGUAACUUUGGAUGCUAUAACUCUAAUCGGAAACUAUGACGAUACAUAUUAUGUUACUUUGCAUGGCAAUUAUGCAAGCUACUUUUCGAUAACACCUCAUCGCCCAGUAUUUGAAAUUGUUCUUCAGCGGGAGGUUUCUGAAGAUCUACUCAUUAACGAUUUUAUAACAUUUGAGAUACGACUGUCGAAAAAUGAUGUUAUCACUGCGAGAACGACAACAAUUCUUAGAAUAAUAAAAGAUAACGAGCAUCCAGUUAUUAAUGGAAUUCAAUUUGAUCGUGUAUACUAUGUUGGGAGAUAUACAUCAGAAAAUGUAUUUACGUUUGAAAACACAAUAUCACUUGCUGAAGGAUACGACGAAACUGUUACAUAUUCUUUAUACGGAGAUCAGUCUACAUGGUUUGAAUUAGAUACAACUGGAAGUUCUGCUAAACUAACUUUAUCUCGGCAAGUACCAUCUGACGUGGUUAAUAGUUAUUCACAGUUAAUUUUUGAGGUCCAUGCCAAUAGAGCUAGCGAUACAGCAUCAGCAAGAUCAACUAUUAUCAUUACCAUUGAAGGUGUUGAUGAUGGAUCUACUCCUAUCAUGAAGUUCGAACGACAGGCGUACGUCGGUACCAUAAGCCAGGGUGACAUAUUGUUGGACCCAAUAGUUUUAGCCGAAGGCUACAACGACGAAGUUAAAUUUAGUUUAAUAGGAGAACUUAAUAGCUAUUUUAAUACACCGAAUGAGCGAAAUGUAGUAACCUUGACUCUUCUACGACCAAUACCAGAAGAAAAUAUUCCCAUUAAUAGACUUAUAACAAUUGACAUCCAAGCAACAUCGGAAUAUACAAGCGCGCGUGCUGCGAUAGUUUUGAAAAUCGUUCAAAAUGAACAAUCCAUGGAGAAUCUAAAUUUUGAUAAACCAUAUUACUCGGGAACUUAUACAGGAGCUUCUGAAUUUAGCUUUGACUUCAUAAUUCGAAUGGAAUCAGGCUUCGAUGAAGCAAUCCAAUUCAAAUUAGAGGGAGACCACUCAACUUGGUUUAGACUGCGGCAAUCUGGAAACUCCGCUCAGUUGGAACUAAGUUCCUCCAUACCUGAAAGUGUUAUAAACAAUAACAAUCAACUCGUAUUCGUUGUAUACGCACAAAGGGUGGGUUCCGAAGUGGUUCUAACCCGAUCGGUCAUCAUAAUAGCCUUAACAAACGAUCCGAUAACGAAUGUGAAAUUCGACAAAGUUUUGUAUUUAGGACGCGUGGAAAAUAAUGCUGUGGUACAUGAAGCUAUAACUGUUGUGGAAUUUAGCGGAAAUGUUCAAGUUUCAGGAGAAUAUAGCCAACUAUUCACAGCAACUAUCACCAAUGGAGUCGUCACUGUAACGCUUUCUGCUACGAGCGUACCAUCAAUUCUUUCGUAUGUCACCUUGAAACUGGUGGCUGAUGAAGCAAGUGCUGUACUACUUCUAGAUAUAUAUAAAUCUGACACUCCAGUUGAGCGGCCUUCCCUUUCAUUCAGCUCUUCAUCCUACAUACUCGAAGCCAAUGAAGGUUCUACGGGAGAGGUGGGUCGAGUAUCCGCAACCGCCGAUAAUGGAGAGACUGUCAUCUACUCUUUGGAGAUAGAAAAUGAACACUUAAAGCAACGACUUACAGUCAAUAGCAAUGGAGAGAUACAUCUAUCAGCUUCAGCUAAUCUUGGUGUCUACAGUUUCAAAGCAAUAGCCCGAACAAGAAUAUCACAAGUCUCUGCUUCUGCAGCGGUUCAGCUAACAAUCGUCGAACUUGGAACCACGAUCAAUUUACCACCUCUACUCGUUCUAGAACGCGAUGAAGAAGAACCACACCUAAAUCUAGUACCUCUAGACCGUACGAAGUAUCCGAACUGCGAAUACAGCCUUUCAAAUAAAUGGCCAUUGGACCAAAAUUGGCUUUACGUGGAUUCAGAAGGUUUACACACACGUUCCAUAGACAGAGAACACGACUCCAUAGCAUUCAUGCCUGUAUCUCAAGUUCAAGUGGAACUGAACCUAAAUUGUAAUAAAAGAAGCAAGCGUUCUAACGUUGAGAAUCUAAAUUAUGGUUCCAAUAAAUGGAUUCUAACAGAUAGUAUCUCCUAUAACCCAAGUAGGACUCUGGUAAACCUAAUAGUUAGGGAUAUAAAUGACAAUGCUCCGAAAUUUAAAGCAGAUUCAGUGACAGUUGGGUACCCAAGCGGUGAUUUAGCAGAAAUUGUGUUACCAAGAGCAAUAGCCGAGUUAAAAGCGACUGAUGCUGAUAUAGAAGAGAAUGCAUUGUUACGGUAUAUGACUUCGGAUGAGAGGUUCGUAGUAUCUCCAACAACUGGUUCCGUUCAUUUGAGGAAUCGUGUUACUUUGGAAGAUAAUACUCGGCUAGUGGUGGAUGCUGUUGAUCGAAAUGGCACCGGGCUUAAGGGGUCUGUGGAAAUUACGGUUCGGUUAUUAGAUAGAAAUCAGAUUGCGGUUCUAACAGUUUCAAGUAGAUUUCUUGACGAUGAAAUAACAAUACUGGAUGAGCUGAGUAAGGCUGUUGGUUAUGAUGUAAAACCACUUCGCACUACCGUAAUUUCGGAAAGCCGUUAUGACAACGAAGGAGACAAAUCAAGGAUGCGACGUGAUGUAAAUACAAAUGGAGCCUCGUUAAGACUUUAUGUUUAUGGCCUAAAACAGCGUGAACCUGUUGAUGUCACACAACUGACCGAUGAUCUUAGUAACACCAUAGCAACGGUCAGCUUGGCCCGUAUCCUAUCACUAGAAGAUCAUCUAGAUGAACUACAGAUAUGUCCUGCUUUUGAACGUGAGAUUGGAUUGUUAGCGGCAACUAUUGUACUGGCAGUGUUACUUCUUAUCAUAAUUAUAGCUUUCGGGGUAUGGUUCUACUUGCGAAGGAAAAUAGCGAACGACUACGACCAGUUCAGUGACCAAAAUAGUUUGCGUUCACGAAACGAUUCCAUCGAAUCCCCAAAAGUGGAACCUGUAUUUACAACACCAAGGCUUAUAGGUAUAGAGGAACUACGAAAGAGUGAAAAAAAGCUUCAAGAACGUCUUGAUGCCCCCAAAGAAGUACCAGAAAAGCCAUCUUCUAAAAAUUUUGAGAUAAUUGAUAUUGCUGAAACUGAUUCCAAAUGGCCGAUUGUAAUUCAAUCAAUUGAUAAGUUAAAAGAUAACGCUGAUGAGUCUGAUAAUGAUGAAUUUGGGGAGAAGGUACGUCCAAGAAGAAAAUCAGUUGUCACGUUUAACGAAAAUGUCGAGAAAAUUAUACAUCUUGAAGAUGUUUCGGUGGACUGUAUCUCAGACGCUGAUGUUGAAGUUCACAAAUUUUAAAUUAUUUAGAUAUUUUUUUGUAACAAAUUUAAAAUUAUAAUUAGUAUUAAAGUGCAAAAAAUUAGGUUUAAUUGUGAGACCUAAAUCUUAAAUUCUAAUAAAUUUACCAUUUAAAGACUAGAUUAUACUUCAAAUUGUGGAACCGGUUUGUAAGUUCACUAAAAUAUUUUGUUAGUCAAUUGAUGAGAGAAAACAUUUACAUGCAUACAGUAUAAUGAUAAUAACCGUAAACAAUUAUAAAUGCUAAAAAUUAUAUAAAAGAUGUAAUAGGAAGAGCUUCUGCAAGAUAAUCUGAUGAAGAUUGGCUAAUAGAAAACAUUAAAAAAGAUAGAUAUAGCAUCAAAAUCAACACUUAAUAUUUAAAAAAUACAAGAACAAAAAUUAGAAAUAAUUAUUGGCAUGAUAAGCAUUAUCCUCCUUUGUCAAUUGUAAAGGACACUCCUACCUGAGUAAAAAGCGAUACUCUAAAUUUGUGAAUCUAUAACAGUAAUUUCGUAAUCUAUUUUUUGCUUAAAACUUAAUGAAUAAUUGUAACCAGGAUACGUAUUAUUUAACGUAUUCUUCGUAUAAUAUCAACCAUUAUUAAAAUAUUAUUUUUACAAUCUAAUACAAUACAUUUUAUACAGGAACAUUAUAAUUUUAUCUCACCGUUUCUUCAGAAAAAAAUAAGUUUUAUGCACAUGGCCAAAACCCAAAGACUGUUUGAGCCAAUGUCCUCUUUAUAGCUGCUAAGAUAAAAUCGGAGGAGUGAAUAAAAUUAAACUUAACCGUCAUGUCUCUUAGUAGGUGGCAAAUGUGCCAAAAUUCACGAUAUUUAUGGUCCACAUUCUAGGUUACUUUCCAAAUUUAAUAUAAAUGAUUAAAAACAGCUAUUAUUUUAAAUUCCAUAAAUAAUAAUACUGUUGUUAUGAUAAAAGAAAUAAAAGGCAGAGCUCUCUCCUAUAACAAAUAAUAGAAGAAAGCCGUUCUCGUCCGCCGUGAAUCUUUCAGCGAGCCUUCUGGGAAUGUCCAUAGGCGGGGCGGUAUCACUUAACACCAGGUUUGUCUCCUAUUACAUUAAAAAGAAAUUAAAAAAAAAGAAUUGAACACGUAUUGUUAUUAUUUGUUAUUUCUGUGUGGGAAGUGUUAUCCUUCAGAGUGCAACUUUCAUCCGAGGUAGGGAUAGGUUCGAUCCACGGCUAUUCAUUAUUGGACUUACGGUCUAAGUGCGCAUCUAACUCUUGCCCAUACGGUGAGAAGAAAAUCGAGACCGGGCAUGCCUUCAAGCCAAAAACCAACGACAUGUGUCAUACGGAGGGAUGAUCACCUACUUGUCUAGUUAUAAAAAAAUUAACACACGUAAGAUCAAGGAAAACUGGCAUGCCUUAUUAAGGUCGACGGAGUGUGUUAGGAGGCUGAGGAUCAGACCGUGGACUCAAAAAUAUAAUAACCAACAACUCAAAUAAUUAAUGACUUAGUUAAUAAUCAUAUUUAAAUAACUUCAAUUAAAUUAACAAAUUCUUUAUUGAAAACAAAUGAUAUUAAAAAAGAUUCACAGCUGUGAAUCUGUUUAUACCUAAUUUGUUGCUAAUAGAUACUUUGUCGAGAGUACUUCAUACUAAUUGAUCGUUCAUUUAAUGUUCUUAUAUUUUUGCUUUAUUAGGUGUACUUGUAAUUAUAUUGCCGAGUUUCAUUUUAUAAUUAAUUACUCUCUCAAUAUUUCGUAAGUUGUGCGUACUAUAAACUUUACGCGAACUGUCCAUAUACACUGCCCACACAGAAUAACAUUACUUGUUAAAUUAUUUCUACUAUUCUUUGUUAUAAUAUAAGAGCUCUGACUUCUAUUUCUUUUCGCAUAACAUCAGUAGUAUUACUCAGUUUUAAAUAAUUACACUAAAUAAUAUAAUCUUAAUAAUAAAAUAUUAUC
Molecule: messenger RNA, 9262 nt
Organism: Pieris brassicae (large cabbage white)
Lineage: Eukaryota; Metazoa; Arthropoda; Insecta; Lepidoptera; Pieridae
Exons: 33
Coding region: 88-7356 (2422 amino acids)
Biological process (GO): homophilic cell-cell adhesion
Cellular component (GO): plasma membrane
Molecular function (GO): calcium ion binding
Source: RefSeq, a predicted model, not a curated record